Hyla sarda is the source of this 3813-nucleotide messenger RNA. Its product is annotated as C-Jun-amino-terminal kinase-interacting protein 4-like. The record is from RefSeq and is a predicted model, not a curated record. The coding region runs from base 391 to 3480 and encodes 1029 amino acids. Gene Ontology annotation, molecular function: signaling receptor complex adaptor activity; kinesin binding; MAP kinase scaffold activity. The transcript has 27 exons. Gene Ontology annotation, biological process: vesicle-mediated transport. Gene Ontology annotation, cellular component: cytoplasm. NCBI's taxonomy places the organism in Eukaryota, Metazoa, Chordata, Amphibia, Anura, Hylidae.
CCACGGUAUCUGCAAUUCCCAGCUGCUCCCAGGCAUCAGAGUGGGAUCACAGGGAGGACACAACAAACGAGCUGCAGCAGUAUGUCAGGGGAGCAGGUCAGAUGACACAAUUGUCUGCAGCUCCACUGGGGGAGGUCUGUGCUAUGGAAGUCAUUGGAGAGUCACAAGAGCAGCUAGGGAGGAAGUAAGUGACGAGGAAGAGACGAUCUGCCCGAGCUUCACUUCAUGUAACACUAUCCAGGCUGCCUGGGCAACUGUCCUACCUGUCAGAGUAUGGGGGCAGCAGAGACACCACUUUAGAUUGGAGUCAGUUCACAUUGUAGGUAACUUGGUAUCUAGGACAUGUCUGGAUAUUUGAGGAACACUUUUUAGACUUCUGGGUAUUUGAUUAUGGAUGAUAAGAUAGAGGAAAUUUUUGGGGAUGAGGUGGAGAGCAGGACCUCACUGGAGGUGUAUGAUGAGAUGGUCACCACCAUGGCUGGGAGCAUUUAUUCUGAGCUGGAGAAACUAGUUGGCGCCUAUGGCCAGGAGGCGGUGACAGGCCUAAUGCCCCUAAUGGUCUCUGUACUUGAAAGCCUGGCAAUGACUUGUACCCGUGCCAGGGAGAAGGAAGACCAACUGGAGAUGGUUCAAGAGGAUAAGCAGAGACUGCUGAUCCAGUAUGAAAGAGAGCGGGAUGGACGCAAGCGGGCAGAAGAGAGGUGUAUGGAAAUGGAAGAUAGCAUUGAACAGGAAAGGAAAAAUGUUAAAGUCCAUUUUCUAAAUAUGGAAGCUCAAACUAAGACCAUGGAGAUGAAAGCCCGAAGUUAUGCAGACCAGAUUGUUGGGUUGGAGGAGCAAAAGGCACUUCUGAACAAGGAGCUUACCUCACUUACACAACUCCAUGCUAAGAUUGUGAAGAACUACAAAGAGCUAAGGUACCAAAGAUCACUUUCUUUAGAAGCUUCUCGACUCUCUGUGCGAAACACUUCACAGCAGGGCUUGGAGAAGAAGUUAAUGCUGCAAGAUUUUCAGGAUGCCCCAUCAUCUCUAGAAAGCAUUCCAGAUGGUGGAUACCCUUACAACCUUAGUACUGAAAAAGUUUUAAUAGAAGAAUGUAAACCAGUGAUCACAGAAAACAAUUCUCAAGCUGUUCCAAAUAACCUUCCUAAAGAAGUGCCCGAGAAUGAAGCAAUUCCGCUAAAAGAUGAACUGCAGCCACAAGCUGAAGAACUCCUGCAGCCAGAAAUACCAUCUGUUGUUGAUGACAUCAUUAAUUCUACUCCAGAACUGAAAAUAAAUUUGGAAGCUAUUGAAGAAAGUAAUCCCAAAGUUAAUUCAGAUCUAGAAGAGGAAGCACGUGAGCGGAACAAUGAUUCACUAUUUGAUGAGAUGUAUGGAACAAGUCCAGAAUUUAUUGCAGAUGUUGAUGAGGGUGCGGACUUACAAGGUGGUAAUCCUGUUGAUGCCUUGAUGAUGGAGAAUGCCCAGCUGAGAGAUGCACAGACUGAAGUUGAUAUGGCAAGAAAGAGUCUUAUUGCAAGAGUGGAGGAGUUGACGGCAGAGCGAGAGGCACUCAAAAGCGAGAGAGACUCUGUAAUGCAAAAUCUGUCUCGAUGUGAAUUCAAGCAAAGAGAGACAGAGCAGGAACUUCAGAUGACUCGCAUUGAACUGGAUGAAGCAAGAAAACUAUGCAGAGAGGAUGCUGAGGUGGAUAUUCCAGCUUCCCAAAGAAAACGAUUCACCAGAGCAGAAAUGGCACGUGUUCUAAUGGAAAGGAAUCAGUACAAGGAGAAACUUAUUGAACUUCAAGAUGCAAUACGCAGAACUGAAAUGUUGAGGGCUUCCAAGGAGGUUCAAGAGGUACAGAUGAAAAAAUCUUCCUUCUGGAAGGUGUUUGAUAGAUUAUUUAGUUCCUCUGCUGCCCCACAAGGAAAAGCAGUAACGCCACCAACAAAACCUUCUCCAGUGUUGAACAGAGCCCAGUCUUCUGCUGCUAUCAUGUAUUCUGCUGGUGGACACAGUGUAACACCAAACCAGUCUGUGAAUUUCCAUAUGUCUAAUACCUCAGAUGAUGUUGAUGCUGUUUCAAUUCGAGGAAAAAAACAGGAACAUUAUCGCCAAAUUCGUUCUCACAUAUGGAAAGAGCAUGGGAGAGCACAGAUUCAUGGCUGGAGCAUUCCUGCUGUUUUACAAAAUAGGGGUGACUGUAAUGCAGAAAGUGAGUCUAAGGAUGUGCCUGUGUUAGUCCAGCUUCGACUCUUAGAUCAGAAGGAUCCUAGAACAAAGCUGUGGUGUGCAACUGGAACAUCAGCAACAGACUUAGUGGACGAAAGAAACAGUGAUGGUACGCACUUGAAUAGUUUAGCUUGGAUCUGUUCCGGUACACAUUCUGUCAGCGAGAUCAUGGUGAUAGAUGCAAGUUCUUCAAACCAUGUUAUGGACCAGUUUGAAAUUCACAAUGCACAUGUCCUCUGCGUGACUUGUGUACCAGCCCACAGACUGAAUUGUGAAGAAGAGGAGCAAGAAGCCUGCAGAGAUGUCAAUAAAGGUGCCACAAUCUGGCUGGGAACACAGGAAGGAAGUUUAUUCAUUCAUUCGGCUGUAUCUGGAUGGAGGACAUGCCUUCAGAAAAUACAACUUAAAGAUGCAAUUCACAGUAUUACGCAUAACAAUGACCGUGUAGUAACUACUCUGGGUGAUGGGACACUAGCAAUUUUUAAAAGGAAUGCUGCUAGGUACUGGGAUUUGGACAAUCCAAAAGUUGUGGACUUGGGUAGGCCACAACAAACAAUCCGCUGUUCUGUGGCUGUUCAUGAAGAAGUGUGGUGUGGUUACAGGAAUAGAAUAUAUGUCGUGGAUCCAAGGAUGGCCAAAAUUAAAAUAUGGUUUGAAGCAACACCUCGCUCUGAAAGUCAAGUAAGACAUAUUGCUGCUGCUAGAGAUGGAGUGUGGGUAUCUGUUCGCUUGGAUUCUAUUCUACGUCUGUUCCAUCCAGAGACUGGGCAACCUUUACAAGAACUGGAAUUAGAGCCUUUCAUUCAAAGAAUGUUUGGUUUUAGCAGUUUUAAGUCAAUGGCACAAGUUUCUGCACUGUCUGUAUUCUGUGAUCGCUUGUGGGUUGGAACUUCCAGCGGUGUUAUUGUUUCCAUCCCUUUCUCCAAUGGAGCAAAGGAACGGACAGGAGAAAACAAAGACAUAUUUAAUCCAACUGGCCCCUACUGUUCCCUGGAGUGUGCACAAGUCUCGUUUCAUGGCCACAGAGAUUCUGUUAAAUUCUUUGCAUGUGUUCCAGGUUGCAUCAACCUUUCCUUGCCAGGAGGGGGCAGUAAGAGGGCAACAAACUCAAAUAUGUUAGUGAUGAGUGGAGGUGAAGGAUACAUCAACUUCAAGAUUGGUGAUGAAAUUGGAGACACUGAUGAGGGUUAUGGAGAUCUUCUACAAACAAGAUACAGGAGAUCAGAAAGAAGCCAUCUAAUUGUAUGGCAGAUGCAAAGUUAAUGACAGAAGGCCAUCAUAUAACAUUAAAAUACACUGACAAGACAGACUUGUUAUGUAAAAUGUAAUGUAUAUGUAUUUUUUAACACCUCUUCUUAGGACCCAUUCACACCACAAUUUGGUGCAUAUGCCAUGCUAUAAUCUCCGCAGAAUGUCAGCAACUUCUCUCAAUGGGAAGUCAAUGUAUUGCCUAGUGUGCCCUAGGGCUGGGCGGUAUACCGCUUCAUACCGAAUUUUUUGUCCUGCACGAUAUGAAUUUUCCCCCAUACCACAAUACUGGUUGAGCCCCUCCCCCUCGGGAAUGUGUCAGCCCAGCGCUGUCCCCACAUCGGGGAA